This is a messenger RNA of Penicillium roqueforti, 1632 nucleotides long. RefSeq names its product polysaccharide deacetylase family protein. The coding region runs from base 1 to 1632 and encodes 543 amino acids. Gene Ontology annotation, molecular function: hydrolase activity, acting on carbon-nitrogen (but not peptide) bonds. The transcript has 2 exons. Gene Ontology annotation, biological process: carbohydrate metabolic process. Lineage: Eukaryota; Fungi; Ascomycota; Eurotiomycetes; Eurotiales; Aspergillaceae. The record is from RefSeq and is a predicted model, not a curated record.
AUGGCUCACUCCCUGAGUAACCAAUCUAUCAUCAUAACAGGGGCCUCUGCACCAUUUGCAGAGGCUUUUCGUGCCUGCUAUGGCGGUACCAAGAACAAGACUAUCGCGGUCAACCUAGAUCAUCUAAUAUCUAGCAAUUUGACCGAAGCUCAGGCUCAGGUAAACACCGCUUUCAGCGCUCUUGGGGACCGAAUGGAGGUUCUUAUCAUCGAUGCCAGAACGCAGCAGCCAUAUGGGCUAGACUCGAUUUGGGAGAUUCCGUUGAGUGAAUGGGAUCAGGGACACACAUCCAUGAGCUGUCGGAGGAAAAUGCUGGUGCAGGCAAAGUUGUUCCUUCAGCACCAAUUCCAGGUCAGCAAGUUGAAGGCCCAUGAGAAUGAACCAGGGAGCGGUUUUUCUGUUGUGGUCCUCGGUUAUCAAGAUCUCUUCGGUGUUUCACUCGAUCAAGUUAUUUCUAAACUCCAGAGAGACGUCUCACGACUUCACCCGGGUGCUUCUUUCAACUUCCUUGAUCUUAGCACCUCAAGAGAGGCCUCUGUCGCGUCCAUCGUCGCGGCAACAGCGACACUGGUCUCAGCGAAACCCACCUGUGGAAUAAUCUCGCUCAGCGACAUUGCGAGUGUAAACCCCACUGAAAAGAGCAAAAGCGACAAUUUCGUUGCUGAGAAUACCCAGCUUUGCCAAAGUCUCCCCUUCCAUCAUAAGCACCCAAAGGUCAAAGUUGCUUUGUCGUUUGACUUUGACGCAGUCUCUGCCUUCCUGGGGACAGGACACCAUCCAGACAACAACUUGGCAGACUACAGCACAGGCAUAUUCGCCGGUCGAGUGGGUGCCAAUCGGCUACUGCGCAUGUUACAAAAACACCAAGUAGCCGACAAAGUCACUUGGUUCAUCCCCGGGCACACGAUGGAAACCUUUGAAGCAACUGUCAAGGAGAUUGUUAAGUCCGGUGCCGAGAUAGGACUUCAUGGUUAUUCCCAUGAAGGUGCCUACCAAAUGACACCAAGUCAAGAGCGAGAUGUGCUAGUGAAGUGCAUGGAAUUGGCCCAGCGGCUAACCGGCAAAAGAGUGCAAGGCUAUCGCGCGCCCAUGUACCAGCUGCGCGAAACAACAAUCGAGCUUCUGAGGGAGUUUGAAUUUCUAUAUGACUCCUCCCUGAGUCACCAUGACUCACAGCCAUAUUUUACACCCAGCGAUCCGCCAAUUAAACCGGUGGAUUUCUCCCAGCCGGCCAGUACGUGGUUGCGCCCCACGCCGCUUUCUGAGACGAAUGCCCGCCCCGUCGGCCACCCACUUGUGGAAAUUCCGACCGGCUGGAAUAAUGAAGAUAUGAUGGCGUUACAGUACUUCCCGCAUCUCGACAAUACCAAUGGGCAGGUUGAUGCACGGGUGGUUGAGCAGAGAUGGAAGGACAUGUUUCUGUGGCUGUGGGAGAAUGCAGACGUUGAUGGGGGCGAUGGAAGCUUUGUCUUCCCUAUCUUGAUGCAUCCCGAUACCAGUGGCAUGUCCCAUGUGAUAGGGAUGGUUGAUCGUUUUGUAGGGUGGCUCCGGGGAUGGGGGGACGCAGUUCAGUUUUGCACUUUUGAGAGUAUCACACGGCAGUGGUUGGAAGAGCAGCAAAAGGCCAAAUGA